Messenger RNA from Ipomoea nil (Japanese morning glory), 1363 nucleotides. RefSeq names its product double-stranded RNA-binding protein 1-like. The transcript has 3 exons. Gene Ontology annotation, biological process: regulation of gene expression; rRNA processing. Gene Ontology annotation, cellular component: nucleus. Gene Ontology annotation, molecular function: ribonuclease III activity; double-stranded RNA binding. NCBI's taxonomy places the organism in Eukaryota, Viridiplantae, Streptophyta, Magnoliopsida, Solanales, Convolvulaceae. The record is from RefSeq and is a predicted model, not a curated record. Bases 120 to 1094 code for a protein of 324 amino acids.
UAGUUUCUCGAACCAAAUGUCCCUCAGGUCUCAGACACUUCAAGAUAAAAAGGUGGUCCGGUUUUCUCUCGGCUUAGCUCUUGCCUUGCCGGAUUCUCAUUCCGAAACGCCGACCUGAAAUGUCUGCUAGCGAGAGCUUCCAAGGUGUAUCAAACUGUUAUGUGUUCAAAAGUCGCUUGCAAGAGUAUGCUCAGAAAGUUGGACUUCCUACACCUGUUUAUGAGACUAUAAAGGAAGGACCUUCCCAUGAACCCACUUUUAGGUCGACGGUGAUCGUGAGCGACACCAGAUAUGAUUCCCUACCCGGAUUUUUUAAUCGCAAGGCAGCAGAGCAGUCAGCUGCUGAAGUUGCUCUCGUCGAACUUUCUCGGUCUGGGGAAAGGAAAGAAUGCAUUUCGCAACCAGUGCACGACACAGGCUUGUGCAAAAACCUAUUACAAGAAUAUGCACAAAAGAUGAAUUUCGCGAUUCCAUUGUAUGAAUGCCGAAAGGAGGAAGCAACAGGCAAGCCUGCUAUGUAUGCUUGUACUGUUGAAAUUGGGGGAGUUAAGUACAUUGGGGCAUCCGCGAGAACAAAGAAGGAAGCGGAGCUCAAAGCUGCAAGAACCGCGUUAUUGGCCAUCGAGUCUGAUCCUUCCAAGUCCAACAACAGGCCGACUGACUACUCCUCUUACACCGUUCUUCCGUUGAAGAAGAAGGUGGCAGAUCUGGGAAUCAGUCACCAGGAGACCGCGGCAGCUCUCAAGCCAAAAAGGGGUCGGGCUGCUCGGCUCAAGAAGAAAUCCCGCAAAAAGAGGAAGCUCCUCCCCAAGAGCGAUAGCACUGGUAGUAUAGACGUUACAACUGAUGAAGCGGGACCGGAACUGGGUACAAAUGAUGCCACCGCUUUAGAAGUAACAGAUUAUGGAGUGUCACACAUGGAAAUGAAACUGGAACUCAUCCAUACGUUCGGGGAAAACGACUUAGGAGGAACAGCUGCAAUUCUUGGAGUUGGAGAGGUAAAUCCAGUGGAUAUCAGCCCUACACUGUGCCAGGUGGAGCUUCAUAGUGGCAUGAAUGUCAUGGAAGAAGUUGCAUCUGUCAUGGAUGCAUAAUCAAUUGAUCAUAAUUAUUUGAUUCUGAACUGCAUUUUGAUAGAAAAUUCUUGAGGUGGGGGGGGGGGGGGGGGAUAUAUUUAACUAUAUUUAAGCCUAUAUUAAGAGAUGAUUAAAUUUAUGUAAAAUCAUCCAUUUGAAAACUGUCAACCUUGAUACAAAAGGUUCUGAAUUGUGGUGUUGCAUUUGUUGUGUGAUUAACAGAAAAAAAAAAAAAACCAUUGCAUCCAUGCAAAUGGCAUUGCAGCUUUAGCUUGACUUGAUUCAAA